Molecule: messenger RNA, 1516 nt
Organism: Beta vulgaris subsp. vulgaris (sugar beet)
Lineage: Eukaryota; Viridiplantae; Streptophyta; Magnoliopsida; Caryophyllales; Amaranthaceae
Product: probable beta-1,3-galactosyltransferase 14
Exons: 7
Coding region: 177-1235 (352 amino acids)
Cellular component (GO): Golgi membrane
Molecular function (GO): hexosyltransferase activity
Source: RefSeq, a predicted model, not a curated record
UUGAGACUUGAGAGUUGAGAGUUGAGAGUUGAGAGUUGAGAGAGUAUGCACAUUCCUAAAUAGAGUAAUUCUCUUUCCUCCUCCCUCCAUCAUAUUCUCAUCUUCUUUCAGUUUCAAACAAUAGAAGCUACUUAAUCCAUCCAGUUUUUAGUUUUUGUUUGUAGCUGGCUCAAGAAAUGCCCUCAUCAAAAGGGCCAAAAAUCUUCCACAAUCGGUCAUCAUCUUCCUCAUUCCCCUAUCCUCGAAAACCAACUGCCCAGAUCUUCUGCCUUGUUCUUGGAAUCACUGCUUUAAUCUUGGGUUUAUUCGCAAUUUCAAGGUCACUUCUUCAUUAUAAUUGCAAAUCAUUCCAACCCACAACUGUUUCUGUGGUGUGGGAAAACAAUGCUAAUGCUAAUGCUAAUGCUAAUGCUAAUGGUGCUCAAAUUUCACAAAGUAAGGAUGUGAAAAACAGGCAUAAAGUUAUGGGUUUUGUUGGCAUUUUUACUGGCUUUGGAUCUGUUGGUCGUCGUCGUUCUUUGCGCCAGACUUGGUUGCCGUCUGAUCGUGAUGGACUUCAACGACUGGAAGAAGCCACUGGACUAGCUUUCAGGUUUAUCAUAGGCAGGACAAGUGCUGAGUGGAAGAUGUCAGUGCUUAGGAAAGAGGUUGCCAAGCAUGAUGACUUUAUUCUGUUAGAUAUAGUGGAAGAGUACAGAAAGCUCCCCUACAAAACGUUUGCAUUCUUCAAAGCUGCAUAUGCUCUGUUUGAUUCUGAGUUCUAUGUUAAAGCAGAUGAUGACAUUUAUCUGAGACCAGAUCGUCUUUCGCUUCUCCUGGCAAAACAGCGCCCUGAUCCUCAAACUUACAUAGGAUGCAUGAAAAAGGGACCAGUCUUCACCAAUCCGAAGCUUAAAUGGUAUGAGCCCAUGUCCUAUCUGCUCGGCUCAGAGUACUUUCUCCAUGCCUAUGGUCCAAUAUAUGCUCUGUCAGCCAAAGUUGUCAGUAGCCUGGUUGUCCUCAGAAAUGACAGUUUUCGAAUGUUUAGCAAUGAGGAUGUCACGAUCGGCGCAUGGAUGCUCGCAAUGAAUGUCAAUCAUGAGAACACUCUUGAAUUGUGCUCAAGAGAGUGUACGUCAACAUCCAUUGCUGUUUGGGACAUACCUAGAUGUUCAGGGCUUUGUAAUCCUGAAACAAGAUUGCUGGAGCUACAUAAACUGGAAGAAUGCUCAGGGACCGGUACAGUCAGUGAAUAGCAUUGCUGUUCGCAUCUCAAAUCUGUUCAUAAUUUCAUAUGGAGGUGCUUUGCAAUCACCUGUUAUUUGUAAUCAUAACAUACAUAUCCAUUGGCGAUUCCAUCUUUUCUAAUAUUUGUUUUUUGUUUUCUUUACGGCUAGUCCUCCAAAAAUUUUCCUCUUGGUAAAUUUUAGUUAGAUUGGUUAAGCACAGGCAUGCACUAGCAUACAAACUGGAGAGAUGUAGAUUUUUGUGAAUUAGCAGAUUGGUUAAUACUACAUUGAUGAGAUUAGAAGAAUGA